AUGUCUGCGCCUACAGCCUCCAAUGCUUCCUCUAUUUCCAUUGUCAAACCUAGUGCAGAAGAGAUUGAACGCCGAAGGGCCAAAUUAUCCCUUCUUUUUGAUAGAUAUAAAGACAAAUUUACAACUUUGCCAAAGGAGAAUGGUUGGAUAGUUGAAAACCUUUACAUGUACCAAGGGUUUUGGCUUAUGUCACAGAGCUUAUACUCACUUGAAACUGUGAUGGCUGCACAAGACACUUUUCAAGCUCAUCCAAAUGAUAUCUAUUUGGUCACAUUACCAAAAUCAGGCACAACAUGGAUCAAGGCACUUGUGUUUGCUAUAAUGAACCGAAAUCGGUACAAAAACAAGUCUCUUUCAACUCAUCCUCUCCUCAUCUCUAACCCUCAUCAUUGUGUGCCUUUCGUUGAGGAUGAAAGUUUGAGAACCGAACCUUCCUAUCUUGACGCACAUUCGGCACGUCUCUUUGCUACACAUAUUCCUUACACUUUAUUGCCUCAAUCCAUUCUUGAUUCUGGUUGUCGUUUAGUUUAUAUGUGUAGAAACCCUAAAGAUCUCUUGGUUUCAUUGUUUCACUUUGUAAAUAAGGUGAGAGGCAAAUCUCGUGGUCUAAUGACAAUUGAAGAGUUGUUUCAUAUGUUCAGUAAAGGUGUCAGUCCAUAUGGACCAUACUGGGAUCAUGUGAAAGCCUACUAUAACAUCAGUUUAGAACACCCAACAAGGAUUCUCUUUCUGACAUAUGAAAGUAUGAAAUUAGAUACUGUAAACAAUGUGAAGCGCCUUGCAGAGUUCUUGGGCUUCCCUUUCACAGAGGAGGAAAAUGCCAAAGGUGUUGUGGAAGAGAUUGUGAGUCUAUGCAGUUUCGAAAACUUAAGUGAAGUUAAUAAGCACGGUAAUUUUCUUGUGGGUGUACCUAAUAAUAUUUUCUUCAGGGAAGGUAAAGUUGGCAACUGGAGCAACCAUCUCACAUCUGAAAUGAGCCAAACUUUGGACCAAAUUACCAAUGAAAAGUUCAAUGGUUUGGACAUCUCAUUCUAAGUAGAGCGUAUUCCAUCAAUGAAUGUGUAAGAUUUUACCCUUCGGUUCACUUGUUUUCAAAUUUUACUGUUCUUGAUUGUAAUCGUAAGUUUUCCAUAAGCUAUCUAUUUGUAUUCCGUACAGAUAGCUCUAGUUUGUUUCCUUGGAUGUUAUCAGUAUAUUCAUACUUUUAAUCUUCCAAAAGAUUGUGUAAAAAAGUGUAUUCACCCC
This is a messenger RNA of Cynara cardunculus var. scolymus (artichoke), 1245 nucleotides long. RefSeq names its product cytosolic sulfotransferase 13-like. The coding region runs from base 1 to 1035 and encodes 344 amino acids. Gene Ontology annotation, cellular component: cytoplasm. The transcript has a single exon. Gene Ontology annotation, biological process: sulfation. NCBI's taxonomy places the organism in Eukaryota, Viridiplantae, Streptophyta, Magnoliopsida, Asterales, Asteraceae. The record is from RefSeq and is a predicted model, not a curated record. Gene Ontology annotation, molecular function: sulfotransferase activity.